This is a messenger RNA of Protobothrops mucrosquamatus (brown spotted pit viper), 4753 nucleotides long. Its product is annotated as striated muscle-specific serine/threonine-protein kinase-like. Gene Ontology annotation, biological process: muscle cell differentiation; protein phosphorylation. The transcript has 12 exons. The record is from RefSeq and is a predicted model, not a curated record. NCBI's taxonomy places the organism in Eukaryota, Metazoa, Chordata, Lepidosauria, Squamata, Viperidae. The annotation marks the transcript as partial. Gene Ontology annotation, molecular function: protein binding; protein kinase activity; ATP binding.
CGCUCCCAGAUUAGCUACAAGUGUAACAUGGUGCCACGACCGAUCCCUGAGCUUCUAGAGGACACAUCCACCCACUUAUCUAUUGCUGUGCCACGUCUCCUAAAGGAAACAUCAGUCCUGUCCUCUUCUUCAGAUUCUGAUGACCCUGAGGAGCUGCCCUACAUUCCUAUGCCCCACCAGCCUGAAUUUUCGGGUUCCCGCAUGUCCCUCACCGAGAUUCCCACAGAGGAGCAGUCUGUCGGUCCAGAUGGGGCUCUAACGGAGGAGGAUACAUCCAUGGAUUGGCAGGAUGAAGAGCAGAGAAAGGAAGAUGUAGAGUCAUCCAUGAGGAAGCAUAAGAGCAUGUUGCCCCAAAAACGUUCCACGGAGGCUGACACACUGGGAUCUUUUGAAGAGGAGACUAGUGACAUCCAGAGAAGGCCAGAGAAAAGGAGGGCACUGAAGAAAGGCUCCAGCCUGGAGUCUCCAGAUGCAUCUGACAAAGCCUCACAGAAGGGAGGGCUGCGCCGAGGCAGUUCUGCAGAUAGUGCCCUUUUGCUCAACCUUCCCUCAGAUGAAGCUGAGUCCCCCUCCCGUCCAAUCUUGACCAAAGCGGCCUCCAUGGAGCUGCCCCGUCGCAGCCCCAGCCCUGGCACAUUGUAUCGUAGGAAAGGUGGCCUUCCUGAGGAAGAAUAUGCUCAGCGCCUGGAGCUCAUGCGUCAGCGCUUACUGCGAGGCAGUCCUGUGGAUGGCAAACUGAGCGGCUUGCGGGGGCCCCUGUUGGAGACUCUUGGCCUUGAGAAGAAGGUCCCGAGGCCUCCCCGGUUAGAAAAACAGAUGUCCCCAGGGCAUAAAAUGGUACGGGCAGCUUCUAGUGAGACAGCCCCACAGCACUUGCCCCCAGAGGGACGCCUCCUCCAAAAAAGUAGUUCCUUCAGCCAGGGUGAUGGGGAGCCUGUCACCCUGCACCGGCGCUCUGGGGCACCAUUGGAAAUCCCCUUGGCACAGGCAGAGACUCAGAGAUUAAAAGAGACCCCAUCCCUCUCAGCAUUGAAUGAGUCCCGGCCUCACACACCACAUGAAACUCUCUCCAAAGUGCCCAGCCUUGAGAUGGAGGUAGGAACUAAGUCCCUCACUAGGUCUAGCCUGUGGAGACCUAUCCCUAGACAGUCUGAGGAGAAGCCAUCAGUCAGAUUUCCUAAACUUGAUACUCCAAUGGCUGGGAAAGCCAUGAGCUCCAAACGGGAAUCGAUACCAUCCAGGAAAAUCUCACCCAUCCCCGGCAGCUCUGCUCCAAAACGUUCUGCUUAUGCUGAUGUCAUGAAGUCCUUGGUUGGUGAAUCUUCCCAAAGCCCUCAGAGGGAGAGCACUGAACCUUCCAUUGCUGCUUCGGAAGGUGUGCCUCAGCAAUCCCCCACAGAAAUGCCACUCUCUGCUGUGGUCUCCAGCAAAGAGAAAGAACUUCCCUCCUCAGCUGAACAUAUUGCGGACAUUGACUCUGAAGAAGUCUUUGAAGCCAAAUUCAAGAGAGGCAGGGAAGGCUCCUUCAGCAGAGGCUAUAAGCUAAUCUCCAGAUCUGAGGAGCGACACCUGGCCAAGCCCCUGGUGCAGGAAGAAGGCAUUUAUCGGCCAGGACCAGCAGGUGCUCCAAUAGAAUUUUCCAAGUCUACGGCCCCUAAGCAGCUAGGAGCACGCUCCCGUUCAGUACAGGACCUGCAUGAAGUGGAGAAGGAAGGAGGCUUCAUUCGCAGGAUGUCAAUGCGCCUGCGUCGGACUCCCCCUGCCGAGAGAAAGAAGGUCAAGGAGGAGGACUCAGGGAGUAUGGGCCGGGGACGUAGACCUUCUUGGGGCUUGGCUUCCAAAGACAAAAAGGACACAGAGGGCCAACAAUCCGAGCCUAGCUCCAGUGAAUCCCCUGUUAUGGCCGUACGCCGGAAGAUUGGAAGUACAGUAGGCCACCUCUCCACACAUCUACGUAGCCACUCACAGCAACAGGCUGAUGACGACCAUGCUGUUGCUACUGGUGACCGCGUCAGGCAGCUUGAGAAGAGAGCUCCCUUUCUCUCUCAGAUACGCCGUGCAACCUCUGAGGGUGAAAACCUGCGCCAGGUGGGCAUCCCACAGAACCAGCUGGCAGCCCAGUCUGCUAAGGUCCCCUCCACAGAAUCGUUCCAGUCUGAGUCGUCCACAGGCAAUGUUUCCAAUGAUGGCCACCGACGCAGCUCUCGUUGGGAUCGCUGGAGUUUAUCCCGUGCCAAGAAGGACAAGGUGGCCUCUCAGCCCAACCUCCCUGCCGGCCUGAGAGGGGAAGGUGUCGUUAUUGUCAAUCAACCUUACAUGCUGAGUGAAUCGGAUUUCCCUCCUGUUUUCCACAUAAAAUUAAAGGACCAGGUAUUGUUGGAGGGAGAGGCAGUGCAACUUUGCUGCCUCCCUGCUGCCAGCCCCGCCCCUUGCAUUCUGUGGAUGAAAGAUAAACGUGCCCUGGUUUCAGAGGGAGUUCUUAAUAUUGUGGCAUGUAAGGAUGGCCGUCAGCUACUCACCAUUUCCAAAGUCUCCAAGAAGGAUGCAGGCCUGUAUGAAUGUAAUGCUACAAAUGCCUUGGGCACUGCAACUAGUUCCUGCACCAUUGCUGUGGCACGUCUUCCUGGGAGACCAGGAACUCCAGAAAUUCCACAAAAGUACAGGAACACAGUCCUGGUGUUGUGGAGGCCAGCAGACACUCAGGCGCCCUGCACAUACACACUGGAACGCAAGAUAGAUGGAGAACACGAUUGGAAAACAAUUAGCUCAGGCAUUGCUGACUGUUACUUCAACGCAACGGAUCUUCCCGUUGGAAACACCAUCAAGUUCCGUGUUGCCUGUGCCAACAAAGCUGGACAAGGCCCGUACAGCAACCCUUCAGGGAAAGUGUUCAUUGAGACUGCAGAACCCACAGCUGCCCAUUCAGGUCUUCCUGCCAAGAAGAACAGAACAGCUUCAACCAGAUCUACUCAGACACUUCCUGAUCAGACUCCCCAACCAAUGAUGAAAAGCACUGGUCCUCUGUCGACCCCUGAGCCAGUUUUAGGACAGGUUCCUGCGGUGCCACAAGUGAUUCAAGCCAGUGAGGAGACAUCUGUGGCUUCAGAGAAAGAAAAGCUCCCAAUUACAGCCCUCCUUCCAUCUUCCCAGGAUUCCCCCUCUUUGGAAGGUCCAUCCAUGACAAAGGCUCCUUUCCCAGAACCAACAUUAAAGCCUUCCAGGACAGCAUCUUCCCUCAGCACUCAUAAUGUCCCGACUACCACCAAGGGUUUGCUUGCCCCAGCAUCAUCCCCUGGUUCUUCUGUCCCCAAGUUCUCCCCAGUCCAGCCUGCACUUCCAACUUCCACGGUGGACUCACCAGGGACCAUCUCUCCUAAAACCGUGCCAUAUGUUGCCACCUCUUUUGUCUCCAUCCCAUCGAGACCACCUAUCGCAAAAGAGGAUGCCCCCAGCCCCUCAGUCACCCCCACCACAGAAGAAAUGCCUUCACACACACGUUUUCUAAGGCGGAACGUUACCUCCAGUAAGGAUACUAGUAGUGGAGCCCGGGGCAGUCUUACUUCAAAAGAUGAAUCCGCUUUGCGCCAAGGAGUGCCUCAGAAACCAUACACCUUCUUGGAUGAGAAAGCGAGAGGCCGUUUCGGAGUGAUCCGGGAAUGUAAGGAGAAUGCCACAGGCAAGCGUUUUUUGGCCAAAAUUGUACCCUAUGAGGCAGAAGGCAAGCAAAAUGUCCUGCAGGAGUACGAGAUCCUUAAGGGUCUGCACCACGAACGCAUCAUGACCCUCCACGAAGCCUACAUUACUCCUCGCUAUCUGGUGCUGAUCGCAGAAUAUUGCACUGGGAAAGAGAUCCUCUUCCACCUUGUGGACAGGAAGUAUGCUCCAGAAAUGGUGAAGGGGGAUCCCGUUGGCUCAGCAGCUGACAUCUGGGGCAUCGGAGUGCUCACGUAUAUUAUGCUCAGUGGCCGCUCACCGUUCUUUGAAGCAGAUACCUUGGAGAUAGAGAGCAGGAUCCUUGCAGGGCGUUAUGAUGCCUUCAAGCUCUACCCCAACGUCUCCCAGAGUGCUGCGCUUUUCAUCCGCAAAGUCCUCUCUGCUCAUCCAUGGAGCCGUCCCAUUCUCAAGGAUUGCUUCGCCAAUCCGUGGCUCCAGGAUGCCUAUCUCAUGAAGUUGCGGCGUCAGACCCUCACUUUCACCACGAGUCGCCUGAAAGAGUUCUUGGUGGAGCAGCAGCGUCGGCGCAAUGAAGUGGCUACCAAGCACAAGGUCUUAUUGCGCUCCUACCACGGCGCUAGCAGCCACGUGCCCUAGCCGCCUGCCCUGCCGGAGGAGCCACAAAACAUUCCAGCAGGGGGCGUAAUGGGCCAAGUACCUGUCCUCCCAGCCAGGGUGGGACUGGUUGAUAUACCUCAUGGAUGAAAAAAGAGUCACCAGCACUGGCUGCUGAUCUUCCCCUUCUCCCACAAUCCUCACAGCAGGGCAAGCCGGUUUAGAGGGAACGAAACAGUGCCUGGUGACAAGACGUGCGACUGUGGGGUUGGUUCACAUAAGGGGUGAUGUGCUCUGGGAAAUCCGAGAAGGGCUUUGAAGAGGCAAAAGCCGGGACCUCUCCUCGUCAGAAGAAAGUUCCUUGGAAGAUUCAGAUGACUCCUUCUGCAUUGUGUCUAAUGGACGGCCUCCGGUUCCUUGGUACACAGCCCUGAGGAGUGGCCCGUUGUUUCGUUUUGCAAAGUAACCUGAACUGGGAAAGAAA